Molecule: messenger RNA, 1464 nt
Organism: Branchiostoma floridae (Florida lancelet)
Lineage: Eukaryota; Metazoa; Chordata; Leptocardii; Amphioxiformes; Branchiostomatidae
Product: F-box/LRR-repeat protein 12-like
Exons: 4
Coding region: 304-1152 (282 amino acids)
Biological process (GO): SCF-dependent proteasomal ubiquitin-dependent protein catabolic process
Cellular component (GO): SCF ubiquitin ligase complex
Molecular function (GO): protein binding
Source: RefSeq, a predicted model, not a curated record
GUUCUGUGUCAGCAAAAUUUUCCCUUUGCAAUGCAGGUGCGUACCAUAUCUGCCCAAAAUGAACUUUGACUUUUCGAUCAUUCUAAAAUCUUGGAUGGGUUCUUUAUAUAACAACCCUGUUAAUAAUUCAAACACAUUGCUAUCUUUUACCAGAGAAUAAACUUCUCCAGAGCAACUUAUAUAAUCAUUUGGUUUCUAUGAUAUUUCAAGAUAUCACAUGAUUUUCAUAUUUGCUCCUGCGCGGCAAAAAAAUUAAGAAAAUCGCCCCUAUUGAGCGAGUGGUAUGUUCUACUACACUACAACAUGGCGACGGCUGACCCUACUGAAGCUGAGUUCCUCCUCCCAGACAACAUCCUGACGGAGAUUUUCUCCUAUUUACAGAUCAGAGAUCUACUCCGUAUGGCAAGAGUUUGUAAGAGGUGGAAGAGGCUAGCCUAUGAGCGCCCCCUAUGGAAGCGUGUGAACCUUGCACCCUACAGCAGGCGGCUGGAUGGACGUGCCAUGUGGAGGAUCGUCAGGCAGUUCUUCACACCUUCCCUCAAGUCACUCACACUGGCUGGCCACCUGCACAGUGGCAGGACCGGUGAGAUCGUGUCCACACCCCUGCUCCUGGAGCUGAAGUCCCGCGCUCCAUCCCUACAACACUUCUGCAUCACCACGGCCGACCUCACUGCCGUCAACCUCUCCGACCUUCCCGAAUCCCUCUCGACCUUGGAGACCAGGAACUGCGAGAUCCCCCCGCGCUGGUUCAAGUCGCUUGAACUGGACGGAGCCUUCCGGAACCUUCGCGCCGUCGACCUGAGCUGCUGCAGCCGCGUCUCCGACCCCGACGUGAUUGACAUCUGUCAUGUCUCGUCACUGAAGGUCCUGAAGCUGUCCUGGUGUUACAGAGUCACUGAUUCGUCCGUCCAGCACCUAUCAGAGAAGCUGACACAGUUGGAGAGGUUAGACUUAGAGGGGUGUAAGAUCACGGACGUUAGCCUACACCACAUCGGCAGACACCUGAAGCACCUGACAUUCCUGAACGUGUCCCAGUGCAGGCAGGUGACUCAGGCGGGGCUGGAUGGUGUGAAGACGAUGUUAAAGCACCUGGAACACCUGUGUCUGGACUCCUGUACGCCCAUCAACAUACCUAAUCUACCCACCUUGUAACACCUGUUAGAGAUAUGAUUGUAUACAAUGUACAGAAUGGUCAUGACUUCUCUAUUCGGAUUUAGAGUCUCAGCAAUUUUGAUUGUUCAUUCUACUAUUUAUAUCAAUGAGCAUUUUAUGGCUUGGAGUUUUUUAAUGUAAAAAAUGUUGUUCAUGCCAUUUUUUAAUGUGUCAUAGAGUCAAUUUAGAUUUUUAUGUGUGCUAAAAUUUCAAUCACUUCUUUUCUAUGUACAUUACAAUGUUAGACAUUGUGCGAUGAAUUUUAACUGAAUCCAAUUGUUCAAUAAAGGUUUUCAAAAUUCCAACAGAUCA